Messenger RNA from Malania oleifera, 1591 nucleotides. Its product is annotated as protein IQ-DOMAIN 10. The transcript has 7 exons. NCBI's taxonomy places the organism in Eukaryota, Viridiplantae, Streptophyta, Magnoliopsida, Santalales, Ximeniaceae. The coding region runs from base 422 to 1333 and encodes 303 amino acids. Gene Ontology annotation, molecular function: protein binding. The record is from RefSeq and is a predicted model, not a curated record.
CACAAAAGAGAUUUGAUUGCAUAAAGAAAUCAUGUCGCCACGAGAGCACAGGACACCGACCUGCCUGCAUGCUGUUGAUUGUUGAGCUUCCAAAGAAUUGAGACGCAAACAUUUCACCUACUUCCACUUCCAGUAAGUUGCGGGGUCAUGUAAUGGAGUUCAGAGUGGCGGGCUAUGGCAAUCCAUCCCUCCCCUCCCCUCCCCGCCCUCGCGCCCUCUUUGCCUUUUCUUCCAUUCUACUGCAACUUCUAUUACUACCCACCCAUCUUCCCGAACCACCCCAGCAUACCAUCAUUUGCUUCUCUUCCUCUGGGUAAACGGAGGACCGCGAGCGAGUGAUCUGGGGCUAAAUAUGAGGGUGAAAAGUAAUCGGGGUUUGUGUUAGGCACCAUAUUGUUGAUAAUCGUUCAGAUCAAUAAAAAUGGGAUUAAGUUGGUUUAAGGCAAUAAUUAGCCUAAAGAAAGUCAAGGAAGAUCGAUCCAAGAAAGCGAAGGUACAUUCUGCUAAUGAAAAGUCAGCUGGGUCCAAAUGGAGGCAUCGGAAUGGUAAAUAUUCAAGUAGGGAUGCCAAUGGUACUUCUAGCCAAACUCCUAGCAGUCUUGGUGUGCCAGUCAAAGUUAUAGCUGCCAUUCGGAUUCAGACUGCUUUUCGGGCCUUCAUGGCAAGGAAAACUUUACGUCGUCUUAAAGGGACAGUGAAGUUUCAAGUUUUGAUUGAAGACCAUACUGCUAAAAAUCAAGCGCUAAACACAUUAAGCCAUAUACAUUCAUGGAGCAGAAUACAAGCACAGAUUCAUGCUCGUAGACUCUGUAUGGUUACGGAAGGCCGGCUUAAGCAAAAGAAACUAGAAAAUCAGCAAAAACUUGAGGCAAAGCUUCAUGAACUAGAGCAGGUGGAAUGGUGCAGCGGCUCUGAAACCAUGGAGGAAAUCCUCUCCAGGAUUCAACACAGAGAAGAAGCUGCUGUUAAGCGUGAACGAGCCAUGGCAUAUGCCUUCUCUCAUCAGUGGAGAGCCAACUCUAGUCAGUAUCUGGGCCAGGCUUAUUAUGAUCUUGGUAAAGAUAACUGGGGCUGGAGCUGGAAAGAGCGGUGGGUAGCCGCUCGCCCAUGGGAGAUACGGGUUCACUGUUCACCUAUUAACCCAAAAAAAGUUCAGGCCAAGCAGGCAACCAAAGGAGGCAAAAUUACUGACCAGCCAUCCACGAAAAUCACAGUUCCAGCUCUACCUGCCUCAUCAAACGGGAAGGGAACCAUGAAAGGAAAAACACUGCCCUACCCAAAUGCUGGAAAAGAUGGUGAUGGGAAUGCGGAGCAAGAACAGGUGACUGCUUAAGUACCUAGCAAUGAGAAUUUCAAGGCUCUUUCAGAAUUUUAGUCCGUGUUACUGUGUUGGUGUUGAUGUGGGGAAAUAUGUUUUCUUGCAGUGUGCAGAAUAAAACUAUAGAAGCCUAUACUGUGAAUCUACAUUGAGUGCUUAAUUAUGUAAUUUCUCACUAUCGUAUGAAGCUUUUAUGGUUGUAAUCUAUGAACUCUUGUGUAUGUGCUGGUUAUAGAGCCAGUGAUGAGGAAUUCUAAAUUUACUGGUUGAUCA